Messenger RNA from Bombyx mori (domestic silkworm), 4981 nucleotides. It is a transcript of the gene Usp15-31, whose product is annotated as ubiquitin carboxyl-terminal hydrolase 43. Gene Ontology annotation, molecular function: cysteine-type deubiquitinase activity. The record is from RefSeq and is a predicted model, not a curated record. Lineage: Eukaryota; Metazoa; Arthropoda; Insecta; Lepidoptera; Bombycidae. The transcript has 14 exons. Bases 145 to 3093 code for a protein of 982 amino acids. Gene Ontology annotation, biological process: protein deubiquitination.
AUGAUAGUACUAGAGCUAUUGUCACGUGUCAAAAGAAUUAAAAAUUAAACAAGAUGGCGUAUACGUCAACGACAUAUCAAUGUUUUCCACUAAGUUUCUUUUUCCAAUAGCUUUUUUGCUGGUUUGAUUUCCAAAUAAACUACUAUGUCUAUUAAUAAUUUAUCAUCUGUUCUCAAAUCUUGUUCAGAAAGUGAACUUAUAAAUGAAACAUCGGAAACUAGCAUGACACAGAAGCAAGUGGAAGGAUCCCGAUUGAAGCGUACUUUUACUUUACCCAGGAAUCCCUUUGGGAACUCAAAGCCUGGUUCAAGUAAAAGUAAAAGUGGCGAUGGAGACAACAAAUCCAUAAAUUCUAGUUCUGUGAUAAGUGAUACACAAAAGGACGAGGGCAGCUUAGAUAGGAAGUUGUUCAGAAGGCCUUCAUGGAAAAGGUUUCUAAAUAAGAUAGCUCUACAUAUGAGUACAGUACGUGUAGCGGGUGGCAAACCGGCUCCAGUUUUAGUUAAUGGAGAGAAGACGAAUUGUAAUGGUGAGCCUCCGUGGCCGCCUGGGAACACUCCAGCUGCGACAGGGAUAAAGAACCACGGAAACACUUGUUACAUGAAUGCUGUCCUGCAGUGCCUUUCUCAUACAGAUGUUAUUGCUGAAUAUUUUGUGUUGGACCAUUAUAAGGUUGAUCUUCAAAAGCGAAAUAAAAUUAAUUCAAAGAAAUAUGGAACAAGAGGAGAAGUUACUGAGCAGUUGGCAUCAUUGUUGAAAUCAUUAUGGGCUUGUCACUACACACCAGAUAUGAGCACAACCUUUAAGAAAACUGUGGAAAGACAUGGCACGCAAUAUAGAGGUAACAGUCAACAUGAUGCGCAAGAAUUUUUAUUUUGGCUUCUUGAUAAAGUGCAUGAGGAUUUAAAUACCGCUACAAAAAGAAAAUAUAAAACAAUAAAGAAUACUUGUGGGAAGCCAGAUGAGGUAGUCGCAGCAGAAACAUUAGCAAAUCAUGCUAGAAGAAAUAGCUCAUUUGUGCAGACAGUUUUUCAAGCACAAUAUAGAUCGGCCCUAACGUGUGCAAAAUGUGAAAGAACAUCUUGCACCUUUGACCCCUUCCAUUGUGUGAGUGUGCAGCUACCAUCAAGAUUAGCAACUGCACAACCGUCUCCCCUACCUGUCAAUGUAGUUUAUGUGAAUCAGCAACCUCGACAAGUUCGCAUCGGACUGGAGCUACCACCGACCGCAACGAUGGAUGAUUUAAGAACGACACUUCACGCAGAUACAGGAAUUGAACGCGAUCACAUUAUAUUAGCUGAAAUCAACGAAGCAGGUUGGUGCAACGCUCGUGCAAACUGGGAAGUUGCUGGUAUGGAUUUCGGCUCGCUGUAUUGUUUAGAGGCUCCGCCAUUAUUACAAACGCCAACAACUCCAUACCUUCUCUUACUAUGGGUCAAUAUAAUUGAAGGAGAACGAUUUGGUUCACCAUAUGCAAUGCAAGUUCCGCGGGAGAUUUCUUAUGAAGAUUUACAGAAGUUGAUCUUGAAGGAAAUGAACCAGAUUAUAUCCGAACGAGUUUUGGAAAACGCACAAGGAACUGAUAUAUUCCGCGCGAGGAUAGCUGAGGCACAUCGACCGCGGGACCCAGCUUAUUUGCAACCAGAGCUACCGCAUCCAUUAUUCGCCUUGGACGUAGAGCAAGCCUUGUGUCCGCACGAUAAACAUCCACAUCUCCGGUUGGAACUGCUCUGGGACCCCGAGCAACGUGACAAUAUAAUCCGCGAGUGCAAGGAGCAGUGCGAGGUGCACGUGUCCGCGGGCGGGGGGGGCGCGCCGCCGCUCACGCUGCACGCCUGCCUCACGCACUACACGCGCGCCGAGCGACUGGGACAGGACGACGCCUGGAGAUGCCCUCAGUGUCAGAGGUACAUGCCUGUGGUAAAAACAUUGGGACUGUGGUCACUACCGGACAUAUUAGUAAUACAUUUGAAGCGAUUUAGACAGCAGCCUAAAGGCCGGACGAGCACGAAAUUAACAACAAUGGUAGAGUUUCCACUCAACGAUUUCGACAUGACGCCGCACCUCGCGCACAGGAACUCCUCGGCGGAGUCGCCGGGGCAUUCGCGGUCACCACGGCGGAGAUACUCAAAAACGUCAACACUGAAUCAUCACGAUAACGUUUACGAUUUGUACGCCAUUUGUUAUCAUCACGGCGAUGACUUAGAAACAGGUCAUUACACUGCCGCCUGCAAAAACCCUUACGACCGCCACUGGUAUAAGUUCGACGAUUCAAGGGUGACACGGAUCGAAGAUGAAUGUGCCUACGAUGAGUUGGUGAACAACACCGCGUACAUGCUGUUUUACAAACGGCAGAAGCCGACCGUCACGCACUCCUAUAGCUCCGAGGAGUACGGCGGCCAUUGGGCGCUUCGCAUGCCUAAAUACGUAAAGAGGACCACGGAGACAUUGAAAGAGCUGACCGAGGUGAAGGAAGAAAACGUCGAAGAAACCAAGAUCGAUUCGUCGCCCGUCGAACACGACUCUGAGUCUGACGUCACGGCCGUCACGCGCAGCCCUUCGCUCUCCCGGAGCGCGAACAGUCUGCUCGACGACGACGCGCCUCCCGCUAGCAACAUCACGACGAUAAUUCAAUCGCCGACCCUACAGAGGCCUCUCAUUGUAGAAGUCAAUGGAAAUAACGUUUGUACAAACGUAAACGAACGCGAGUCUGAGCCGAGCAACUCUAUCGAGCUGUAUAUUCACAAGGACGUGCACGUGAAUCCAAAGAUGACGCCAGUGGACGGUCGCCGCCCACGCUCCGUGGACAUUCCCGUCACGCUCUCUGCACCCCACUCCGCCCCCCUCUCCGCUCCCCACUCCGCCCCCCACUCUGCCCCAUUCUGCACUAAAGACUCGAGUAGGAACUAUGAGAGCUCCCCCCUAGUCGCGAGCAUAAACGAAGUGGAGUACCAUCCCACAACUGAAGAGUUGAUGAUGUCGAUGUUUAAAGAAUCGCAGUUUAUCGUUCCCAGGCGCCCUGAUCGGGUCCAAGGAGAAUCUCAUCAUCCAGGAGAAAAGACUUCUGCAUGGAAAACUCGAAUAUCGACAUGAAAAAAAGAUAUCGAUCAUUGUAUAGUUAUUUUGUUCACGAAAGAGCUAAUUAUGUGUUUAAAAUACGUCAUAUUUUAGAUCUGAACGUAUCAUACAAGCAGCUAUUACUUUAUAUUUAGUGUUUUCGAAACUUUUGUAAACGUAUGUUUCUAUAUUAUUAUUUGUUGUACAAACAAGUGCAGAGGCUUAUACUGUAGCGUGGUAAGCAAGAUAAUAAUUUAUGGCUUUUAAUUAUUUCCAAUAUCCUCUAAAUAUGAAUCCAAGUCUUCGAUAAAAUGCCAACAUUCAUUUUAUUUGACGUUAUCAUUCACCAAAGAACAAUACUCAUUAAAUGAGGAAGGUAUUUAUCAAUCUCAUAGUUUUACAUUAAAAGUGUUUGAUCAUUUAACGUAAGUUUCUAAGUUGCAACUGGUUUUUUUUCUUUCGGAUAUUAUAUAUUACCUUAGUAUAUAAUUCAAUUAAUCAGAAUUUCGAAUUAAUAUAUUAAAACAGUUGUGGACUGUGGAUGUUCCAAUAUUUCCUUGUUACCAAAUACAAUUUUAUAUUAGAAUAAAAUUGCACGUAAUAUAAAUAAAAUGUUUUCUGUAAUAACGGUUAUAGAAGUAAAAUAAAUACGAACGAAUGAAGUGAAAUACGAAUAUUAAACUAAGCUUAGAUCAGUAUGGACUACUAUAGACGAUGUUACGACAUUUCAUUAAGACAACAUAAUGUGCCUUCACUGUAGAGAUGUUGUGAUUUUAAAAAUAAAUAUUGUGUAAUCUUUUAUAAAUAAAUAAAAAGCCUGUAUACUGGACGACAUGAUGUUUUGAAUAGUGUAUUAUAGUAUAUUUAUUCAUAUUGUGUUCGAUGUAAUGAAUAUAUUAAGUGUAUAAUACAUUAUGUACUUUUUAGUGAUAAGUUCAACAGCUAUAUUUAUAUAUAAAUAAAAUUUGUAUGGGUAUUUGAUUUACAAAGAAAUAAUGAUAUUCGGUUUUGGAUAUAAUUUGGAUACAGUGGUAUAUGUGAUGUGAGUGCACACAAAGAUGUACAAUGUAAUGCACUUUAUUGUGAUUUUAUAUGAUUUGUAUAAAAAUAUUUUUAUAAAAGACAACAUUUAGUCAUAUAGAAAAUGAAUAUUGUAACAGGUGGCCUCAAUCAACUGAUGUCAACACUAAUACUAAUGAACAUUUUUUCAUCAAAAUUUUGAUAUAAGGCGUCACUGGAGUGCUACUAAAGUGGUCGGAGAGGUUUGAUGGCUUAAAAACUGUUUUCACUAAUUCGAAACACAUUAUUUAUAAAAAAUUAUUGUAAAACUAAAAUUGGCGAUUCACUGAAUGAUGAGUACUUACUUUAAUUUACAGAUUUAAAAAUAUUCGAUUCACUAUGUACCUGUUUGAAUCACAAUUCGAAUGAUAAUUUAAAAUAAUGUAUACAUAGUUUAAUUUGGGAACUUUAUUUUAGGUUCAACUGCGGCUGGCCUCGAAAAUAAAUAUAUAAUUUUAAUAUGCAAGCUCUCAAUUUUAUAAUUACUUUAUAUUUAAUUAUUUUAGGGGAAAAGGAUGACCUCAAAAAUUUAAAAUUUAUUAUCAGAGAAAAUUGGAUUACUACUUAGUGGUGUAAGUAAUUGAUUUACCACAGCUAUCAAGACAGCAGUUACAUCCAUAUGGUCCACUAUAUAUGGACACUAAUACACUCUACUCUAAAACAAACUGGUCUAAUAAAAGCUUUAUAAUUAUGCAUAAAAAGUUAUAAUCAAAGCACGUACCAGAAAAUUUUAACAAAAAAAAUAUGUAUAUGUACGUGUGAGGUCUUCGCAUUUCCCUGUUUUUAUAUAAUGUUCAUUGUUAUAAUUCAAAUGUUUAUUUUAAUUUCACCAAGUUAUGUUUAAAAUAUAAGUGUUAUGUCCACA